GCCUCGCGGGAGACCACACAUUAAUUCCUCGCGCCCCAUCCAUCCAUUCCCCUGCCAUGGGCUGCUCGACCUCCAAGCUCGAGCCGAAGGACCAGCUGGACGCCUCGGCGCCGUCCCACCACCGCCGCCGCGGCUUUGCCAGCGACCUCUUUGGCCGCGCCACCAGGAAGAACCACCACAAUGGUGGCAAGAGCGGGUGCGAAAGUGGCGACGCCGCCGUCCCCAUGGCCGGCCGGCAGCAUGAGGAGGAGCAGCCGCGGCAAGGGAAGAAGGGCGGCCGUGGCAAGCGCGAGGUGCAAGCGGGGUCGCCAAGCUUCCGGUACUACUGUGAGAAUGCCGCCGCCGCCGCCUUCGGCGAACAUCGAGGUCAAGCACCAACAACGCAAAUAUGAUCUGUGGAUGAACUCCUGGAACUUUUAUCAAUGCAGUGCGGGCCUACAAAAGAACAAAUUAUACCCCUAAGGAAUGAGAGAUGAAUCAGAUGGGUUAUUAAUCAGGAGCUGCAAGCAAAUUAGGCGUUAAAUCCACGACCUUUUUCGCCUGUUCGUUGCUUUUCCUCGGCUGUUAUAUCUCCAGGGAUCAAAGACGAAGAAAAAAAAUAACUUCUGAUGAUAUAUAAGUCAAGCAGAUUCCCAAUCAUGGAGAGCAUAACGCACUAGUCCCUGGAGAAUUCAUCGUAGCAGUUGUACCAAAUGCAGUUUGUACAUGUAAUACCAACACGAUGAAUACAAAUUAAUUCCAGAUCGAUCUCAAACGAA
Molecule: messenger RNA, 758 nt
Organism: Oryza sativa Japonica Group (Japanese rice)
Lineage: Eukaryota; Viridiplantae; Streptophyta; Magnoliopsida; Poales; Poaceae
Source: RefSeq, a predicted model, not a curated record